Molecule: messenger RNA, 531 nt
Organism: Lycium ferocissimum
Lineage: Eukaryota; Viridiplantae; Streptophyta; Magnoliopsida; Solanales; Solanaceae
Exons: 1
Coding region: 1-531 (176 amino acids)
Source: RefSeq, a predicted model, not a curated record
AUGACCGCCAUUUUUCAUGAUAUGAUGCAUAGAGAGAUUGAGGUGUAUGUGGACGACGUCAUCAUCAAGUCUCGAGUGGGUGAUGAUCAGCUCGAGCACUUAAGAAGAUUCUUCGACAGACUCCGCAAGUACGAUCUAAAGUUGAAACCUGCAAAAUGCGCAUUUGGAGUGCCUGCUGGAAAAUUACUAGGAUUUGUAGUCAGUCAUCAUGGUAUUGAGUUAGAUCCCACAAAGAUCAAAGCAAUCCAAGAAUUCCCACCACCAAGAACAAAGAAAGAGGUCAUGAGUUUCUUAGGAAGGUUGAAUUACAUUAGACACUUCAUCGCCCAGUCCACAGUAAUCAUAAAACCAAUUCUCAAACUCCUCAAGAAAGAUGCUACAACUAAAUGGACGGAGGACUGUCAGAAAGCCUUUGGCACAAUCAAGAGAUACAUGUCAAAUCUACCCGUUUUGAUCCCGCCAAGGCUGGAAAGUUCUUUGUUGCUAUACAUGUCAGUAUCAGAAAAUGCUUUUGGGUGCAUGUUGGCAUAA